Molecule: messenger RNA, 1564 nt
Organism: Stereum hirsutum FP-91666 SS1
Lineage: Eukaryota; Fungi; Basidiomycota; Agaricomycetes; Russulales; Stereaceae
Exons: 8
Coding region: 1-1260 (419 amino acids)
Cellular component (GO): nucleus
Molecular function (GO): RNA binding
Source: RefSeq, a predicted model, not a curated record
AUGGCAUCCAAAAGAAAAUUCUCAGAUGCACCGGAGGACCUUGCAGCAGGUUCUGUCUCUCCGUCUGCACCCUCGAAGGUUGCGAAAUCCGAUGAGACCAAGUCCGCAUCAACAGCCGCAGCUGCAGCGGCUGCCAUCGCGGCAAAAAUCGCGGCUCAGUUCAGUGGUGGUGGUGGAGGAGAAGGCGGUGGAGGGAAGGACCCGUUCGAUGCUGAGUUUACGCAUGAUAUCGAUAUCAACGAUGUGCGGAACCGAUACAUGUUGACGAAGGGAUCGACACAGUCCCAGAUUCACGAGGAGACGGGUGCAUCCGUUAGCACGAAGGGUGUCUGGUACCCCGACCGUACAAAAGCUAACGAGAAGGACCCCCCGCUCUACCUUCACAUCGCAGCCACAACCCAGGAGAUUCUCCAAAAGGCAAUUGAUAAGGUCAAUGACCUUCUCAAUAUCGACAUGGGCUCCCUGGUGGAGGACAAGAAGGACGUCAGGCGAGAACGGAGAAAAUGGCCGGAAGAGAAGAUUCCUGUGGGCUUGGAGAGUAUUCGGAACUUCAACGUUAGGGCGAAGGUUGUCGGGCCCACGGGUAUGUUUGUGAAAUACAUCCAGCAGGAAACGGGAACGCGUGUUCAAAUCAAAGGUAUCGGCUCUGGCUUCGUCGAUCAGGAGACAGGUCGUGAAUCCGACGAGCCAAUGCACAUACAUAUCACGGGGCCAGACGAAGGUCAAGUUGCCCGUGCCAAAGUACUAACCGAAGACCUACUGGAAGUCGUCCACGCCGAACACGCAAAAGUUAAAGCACAAGUCUACCAGCAACAGAUGGAGCUCCACCAAGCACAGGCCCAGUACGCCGCUUACAGCGCUUAUGCCGGAUAUGUGCCGCCACCACCUUCGGCGCCCGCACCUCCACCCCCUCCAGGCGAGCAGCCACCUCCGCCUCCGCCAGAUGCCAGCUCUGCUGCUAUCCUUGCUUCAUCGAUGAGCCCUCCGUCAGCUGCGACGCCAGCAGCACCUCCAGCUGCCACGGACACCGAAGCGUUCAAAGCCUACUGGGCUGCGUUCGGCUACGAUGUCGAUUCUCAGCAGUUCAAAGAUUGGCAAGCAAGCCAACAACAGCAGUAUGCUCAGUACUAUGGCCAACAGCAAGUCACGUCUGGCUAUGGGACUCCGGGUGAUAGUGCGAGUCAGAGUCAAGGUCAGACGGGUGGGGCUCCGGCGCCGCCACCGAGCGAACCUGCGCCACCGCCUCCCCCGCCUGCGUGAGUACUUAGCGCUCGAGCACUCACAUGUGGCUUCGAUGCCAUGGCCUUCGUCUUUGACUUGGGUAUCGUUCGUGUUCACUUGUUGGUAGGUAGUUGACGAUGGAGGAUUGCUCGCUGCUGUAGAACGUGGGCGAAGGGAUGCACAUGUGGAGUGUAGAGAGCGUGAGGACGAGGGCGAGGACGAGGAUGAGAGGAGCGAAGAGGACGAUCUAGGAUCUAUUACGCUGGUCUUUUUCUGCUGUCUUCCCUUCCUUGAGUUUGUUGCUUUUACGUGCUAUGGAUACAUCUGUCUGUUAUGGACCUCC